AAAAGGAAGGUGCAAUAGUAGCGGCACACAAAAAAAUUGUACAACUUUUGUCCUUCGUGCACAGUAAGAAAAAAUAUGGAGAAACUGUGGACAAAAUUAUAUAAAAAAAUAUAAAACAAUAAUAUUUACAUAAAAUGUGAAAAAAGUAGAAGUGCAUAAUGUAUAAAAAAUAAGCCACUAAUCAAAAGUUCUAACUAUUAAAUAGAAAAAAAGAUGUAAGAUAAUGAUUUGUAAAAAGGAAGAAAAGGAAAAUAGUGGAGAGAAGGUGUAGUAACAUAGAGUAGUGGCGUAAAAUUACAAUUAAAUAGUAAAAGGUAGUAGACGUGUAAUAAGAGAAAUCGUGAAUAUAUUUUAUUUGUUUAGUGAUUGAAAUACAAUAUUUAAAAUCGAAAAUAUUUAUUUUUGCCGGCACAAUAAAAUUACGAAAAUUAGGAACUUUGCUCAUGUAAAAAUAAACUCUUAAAGAAAUUGUUUUGACUAUAUGUGUGCCGUGUAUUGAUGGGAUGAGGCAUUGAUCUUUCACAAUGUUGUGAACCGUGCAAUGUAAAGACACUAAAAACUAAUCGGAUUUUUACACAAAAAUAGAAGAAAAAAGUGGCAUGUUUAUUGUUAACAGUGGCAGCAGCAUUAAAAAAACUACUCCAUAAUGCUUGUCGCUACGCCGGCACAGUCUGCCUCAUAUGCACUGAGCGCUGCUACCAAGAAAAUAUGUCACAACAACGCAACCGCCACACCGAAGGGUUCCUGUGGCAAGAACAGCAACAAUGGGAGCAGCAACAACAAUAUCAAUGUGCUCAAAACUACACCCAGAGCGAUUGUCAACAAAUUAAUAGAGUCUUCCAAUAAUACCAACUUUAUAAAGACACUAUCGGUUCGCCUAAAUCGUGGAACUGAACUAUUGAAAGACGCUGUGCAAAAGACUCUAAAAGCAACAUCGAAUGUAACCAAUGCAAGUGCUAGCGCAAAUCCGAAUCUGAUAAAUAACACCACCAACAACACUACAUACUCAACACAAAUUACCACUUCGACCUCAUCUAAUCGACCUGUACCAUCAGCUGCUUUUCUAAAGAAAUACACCGUCCCGCCCACCGAGUUACAUAAACAUCCCAAGGAGCGACUGCAAACUGCUAGCGUUGAUAGUUUACAUAAAGAAUUGUGCCAUUUCAUUCCCAUACGAGCAGUACCCCCAACACAUUGGAAAAGUCAUACCAAAUCACGUGGAAAUGGAGUUAUUAAGCCGAAGAUGCGUAAGGGAAUAAAAAUUUUUUUGAAUUUAAACUGUGAUGAUCCUUUGGCUGAAAGCACAAAAAUCAAGGAAAGUAGCAAUGCUGAAGCAACAAAGAUCUACAUACCAAAGCCAAGUUUAGUAACGUUUAAAACAAGCCUACAGUCAGCAUUCGUAUCUAAGAUGACGCGAUCCAAAAAAAUUACUAAACCUUGGCCUAAUCGUGCCAAAGCUAUUGAUACCUUACGUAAGACUAGAAAUAAUAACAAAGCAGAACAAAGAACGCCUACAUCGUCCUAUGCGGGAACUUCACGAGUAAAUACAAGGGUAAAAAAAAUACUUCUAGAAAGCGUUAACUUUGUCGAAAAUAUGGACGACGUAUUGCUGGUAACGAAAAAUACCUCUCAACCAACACGUAAGAGAGCAGCUAAAAUAAUUCCUCCUAUGGCUGAAAAGUUAUUUAAACAAAAUAGACCUAAUCGCAAAGAAGUGCAAACAAAAACCAAAGCAAGAAGAAGAGCUAAUAUAAAAGACCCUAUUUCUUCUUUGCCAACGCCUAGAAAGAGAAACAAACCAAAACACGUCCAAGUUAUUGGGCGAACCAGAAGCGUUAAACGUAAAUUAGUUGAAGCAACUGAAGUAGAGCAAAAUGAAAAUGUAGAAAUUCGUGCUCCAGCACGAAAGAGACAAAAACGUGCUGCUGAUUCGAAUACUGUGCAGCAAUGUUAUACUGGCUCAAAACAGAAAAGAAAGAUUGCUAAAAAUAACUCUAAAGCUCAAUUGGAAAAAGUACGCAACACUCCUCCAUUGACCAGAGCACGGCGACGAAUGAUGCCCGAGGAAAAAUUAUGGGAAUUUGUUGACACGCCGAAAAAACGUUGAGCUGUAAAUCUCAACGUUUAUAGAAGAUUGUGACUCUGCCUUAAACAAAUUGCUUCUAUACAUUUCCAUUUAAUAUAAUUAAUAUUUAAAAUUUAUGAAUCUCUAAUAUAAAAUUAUUUAAUA
Molecule: messenger RNA, 2230 nt
Organism: Teleopsis dalmanni
Lineage: Eukaryota; Metazoa; Arthropoda; Insecta; Diptera; Diopsidae
Exons: 4
Coding region: 647-2107 (486 amino acids)
Source: RefSeq, a predicted model, not a curated record